Messenger RNA from Umbelopsis ramanniana AG, 1335 nucleotides. RefSeq lists its product as uncharacterized. The record is from RefSeq and is a predicted model, not a curated record. NCBI's taxonomy places the organism in Eukaryota, Fungi, Mucoromycota, Umbelopsidomycetes, Umbelopsidales, Umbelopsidaceae. Bases 1 to 1335 code for a protein of 444 amino acids. The transcript has a single exon.
AUGUUUAUGCAACGAUCCAACUCUGACACAUUUCUGAACGAAUCCAUCAAUGGACUACAAACUGAUUUCGGCUCAUAUGAAUCAAACAUUGACCCUUUCCUCGCUGGACUUACAGCCGAUAUGUAUAUAGACCCCGUAAACGCCAACCAAGCUGGCUCGUCUGAUCCAAUGAACCUAGUUCACACGCCUACCUCAGAAAUUGACAUGCCGCUUCAAGACGAUGAUUAUAACCCUUACUCUGCAGAAGAUCUUUGGGCCAAUAUCAUGUCCUUUGAUCAAUCUGUCAACGAGGAUGUACAGCCCAUGAUGAUUCCUAAUGUCAUGAAUCCUUCUAACAACACUCAAAACCAAAUGGAAUUUUCUCAAUCAUGUCCGCAGCCCAUUCCACAACGACCGGCUGCAGGUAUGUUCAAUUAUCCAGUGCAGUCAUCACCACUUGCCAAUCAGCCGUUUGCAGCUCCUCCGAGUAGCCCAAGCAGACCGGUGGAUAGGAAAGGCAGAAUGACAGUAAGAGAGCAAGGUGGUAUUCGAGCCUUGUUUUCCGGUCCAAGAGCUCAACAAUUGACAGACAAACAACCGUUACGGAGAUCCGCGUCUGCGAACGGUAAGCUAGGAAUAAGAAAGAAAUCGCAACUUUCACCUAGAGUUGUGAAGGCCACUCUUCCUAGCCAGGAUCCAGCGGUAGUCACUUCCGAAAUGCAAGCCGCAUACAGACUGAAUCAAGAAUUGGCGACAAACCAUGACUCAUAUGAACUCUCUCAAUCAGUACCACUAUCAUCAUCACCAGUAGCCAUGCCUUUCAACGAUGGGUUUCAUGCCGGCUCCCCCACACCAAUUUACAAUAGUUUCUCCGGAUACGGAGAGCACAUACGAUCGGAAAGACGUCGAUCUACCUCACUUCCACCUGCCUUACCUCCAUCGUCUAUGCCGGCGCUAGGUGUACCAGAAAUGGGAAUUAUGCACGGUGGUAAUGCAAUUUCAGCACCUAAUACGCCUCAGGCUGCCAACCAUUCCUUGCCUAUACAAAUUCCAAGAACGGCCAAAGCUCACCCUCAAACUGUGGCCAUGUCCGAAGAGGAACAACAGAAAAAGCUAGAUGAACAAUUGCUUAAAAUCGAUUUUGACGACAUCACUGUAGCAGAGCUCAAAGAGAUGUUACGAGAAAGAAAGAAGGCGACGAAUGGUAAAAAGGCAGAUUUAGUGCAGAGGCUUUCAGACGAACGGCGAAUGGUCGAGAUGAGAAGAAGCCAAGGAAACAGAAUUCCUCCUGCUAUGCCACCUGCUAAUGCCCACAUGUCGUUUUCUGUGCCAGACAACUGGUAUAUGACCGCCUAG